Molecule: messenger RNA, 2971 nt
Organism: Peromyscus maniculatus bairdii (prairie deer mouse)
Lineage: Eukaryota; Metazoa; Chordata; Mammalia; Rodentia; Cricetidae
Gene: Mtnr1b
Product: melatonin receptor 1B
Biological process (GO): G protein-coupled receptor signaling pathway
Cellular component (GO): plasma membrane
Molecular function (GO): melatonin receptor activity
Source: RefSeq, a predicted model, not a curated record
CCACCGCCUCUUGCUAGCACUGGCUGGGUCGGGCGGGCGGUGAGGAGGCGACAACUAGAGUGCCCGAAGCAGUGCUCACCUUGUGCCUCUGGCAGCGUCGGGAUGCCUGAGAACAGCUCUGCCGCCAAUUGCUCUGAGGCCGGCGGGCUGGCGGCGCGCCCUAGCUGGUCCGGGUCAGCAGGCGCAGGGCCAUCAGGGACUCCCCGGGCUCCUUGGGUGGCUCCCACGCUAUCUACAGUGGUCGUUGUCACCACAGCCGUGGAUGUCGUGGGGAACCUCCUUGUCAUCCUCUCUGUGCUCAGGAACCGCAAGCUGCGGAACGCGGGUAACCUGUUUGUGGUGAGUCUGGCCUUGGCUGACCUGGUGGUAGCCUUGUACCCUUACCCGCUGAUCCUGGUGGCCAUUGUCCAUGAUGGCUGGGCCCUUGGAGAGGCCCACUGCAAAGCCAGCGCCUUUGUGAUGGGCCUGAGCGUCAUUGGCUCUGUCUUCAACAUCACAGCCAUUGCUAUCAACCGCUAUUGGUGCAUCUGUCACAGUGCAACCUACCACCGCGUCUGCAGUCACUGGCAUGCCCCCCUCUACAUCAGCCUCGUCUGGCUCCUCACUCUGGUGGCCUUGGUGCCCAAUUUCUUUGUGGGGUCCCUAGAAUAUGACCCACGCAUCUAUUCCUGCACCUUCAUCCAGACAGCCAGCACCCAGUACACUGCGGCCGUGGUGGCCAUCCACUUCCUCCUUCCAAUUGCUGUGGUAUCCUUCUGCUACCUGCGAAUCUGGGUGCUGGUGCUCCGGGUCCGAAGGAAGGCCAAGGCGGAGAGUAAGCUGCGCCUGAGGCCCGGGGACUUGCGCAGUUUCCUAACCAUGUUCGCAGUGUUCGUGGUUUUUGCCAUAUGCUGGGCCCCCCUCAACUGCAUCGGCCUUGCGGUGGCUAUCAACCCAGAGGCGAUGGCCCUCCAGGUCCCAGAGGGGCUCUUUGUCACCAGCUACUUCCUAGCUUACUUCAACAGCUGCCUUAAUGCCAUUGUUUACGGGCUCCUGAAUCGGAACUUCCGCAGGGAGUACAGGAGGAUCCUCUCAGGCCUUUGGAACACUGGGUGCUGCUUCCAUGAUGCUUCCAAAUGCUCUCUUGCUGAGGAGCUGCGGAGCCCAACACCGCCUGAUCUCGGGGCUCCCAUGCCUGUCCAGGAGGGUGCUCUCUAGUCUGCAUCAAGUACAUGGACCUAGAGGCAAAGCUUUGAAGUGGGGAAGUGUAACUUGUGUCACAGUGCUGUGCACCAACCUGCUCACAUCACAGCCCACAACUGGGGAAGUCUGGCAGGUGGCCACAAGCACAAACCUGCAGACACUCCUGGUGCCAGGUCGGACACUGGAUUCCAAAGGGCUGGGGCAGAAGUCAAACCCUACCCAUGAGAUGCUGUUUUCCCUGCCACAUGGACCUGUUACUAAUGCUGCCCCUUCCUUGACGGGCCAGCAGGAAGAUAUCUCUUUUGAUUACCUGCGCUGAAAGAGAAAAAUUCACAGAACUGAAUGAAGGAUGAACCAGUGUCCUAGAGAACAAAAGAAAGCAGAGAAAGCCAGAGCAUCAGGCCAUGAUGUGCAUACUCCAUGGAAUGGUCUCACACCACCGGCCCUGAAUUUAAACAAGGACAGUCAUUCAAAGGGCGUAGAGAUGACUCACCUUCUGCUUGACAGACCCUACAGUCUCUGCAAAGAUGCUUCCCAGCCAUCUUCCUCCUGUGACCUUCGGAGAACACCUGUCUUGAGCUCUCUAGGAAACUCUCAGCCUUCAAGGGACCACAAGUUCAGGUGCAGACUUCUGACUGGGUUGACCUCUGAGGUCAUUCAGCACGUUGGCCGCCAUGGAUCAGGACACACACAUGUACACCUAUACCUUGUCAGAGACACACUUGGAACACAGAAAGUCACAAGAGACUGACAAGUUUUUCUUAACAAAUAAUAGCCAAUCAGAUAUGCUACCAAUCAUUGGUUAAAAAAUAAAACAUUAGUAUGCAAAAAUAAAUAAAUAUAGUAAAAUCUGAACUGUUUACAUUUUCCAACGUGGAGACAGUUUUACGAUAGGAUCUCAUAUACUCCAAGCUGGCCUUGAAUUAGUUAUGUAGCUAGUUGAAGAUGGCCUUGAACUUCUGAUCUUCCUGCCCCUUCUACUUCCUGGGUGCUGGAAUUACUAGCAUACUGGCUGCUACACUUGGCUCAAAGGAGCAAAUUUUAAAACGUGCUGUGUGCCAAUGUCAAGUAUGAACUCGGUGUACAGCAGAGCACUAGGAAACUUCCAUGUGCAAAACUGCAACCUUCUCCACAUAAGCCUACUUCCUGCUCCAGGGAGUGAUUUCUUUGGAAGCUCUACUUGAGCUCAUGCAGUACAUGCCCUUCUGUGAGUGGACUCUUCACAUGGGAUAAUGCCCUAUAGGUUCUUUUGUGGUUUUGCUUAAAGUGACAUUUUCUUCCUGCCUAAGGAAGAAUGACCAAUCUACUGUCCAUCUACACCACACUGAACUGGCACUGUGACCCAAAGAUUGCAGUUUUGAAUGUCCACCAAGAAGAGGUGCGGUCAAGAUUUCAGUGACUUAUGUGCACACCAGUGUCUGUGGUGGUAUUGUCAAAACAGCCAUGAUGUGGAAAUGGCUGCGCUAUCCAAAUGUUCUGAUACUACUGGGCGCUUCGAUGAAUUUCAAGUGUUGGUUCCAUUCUUAGUGUUUUGGGAAACAGUCACGCUGUUUGCCAAAGUGGCUGCACGACUUAGGUCCAGCAAAAGCACUAAUGCUCCAGCUCCCACACCUCCUUGCUAACAAUGGCUACUUGGUUCACUUUCAGCUUUUUCAUGACUACCAUCCUAGACGAUAGGAAGUGACUGUGGCACGAAUCUUAGAGGGUCUUAUUAAUAAAAACAAACCUGAAGCCAGGUAUUGGGGUGAACACUGGAAGACCAGAGAACCAGAACAAGCCACAUCCUCAC